Notodromas monacha is the source of this 1431-nucleotide messenger RNA. NCBI's taxonomy places the organism in Eukaryota, Metazoa, Arthropoda, Ostracoda, Podocopida, Cyprididae. The record is from the annotation of a GenBank genome assembly.
AUGCUUGACUCUGCUUUGGGAUUCAUUUCGGAUGCGGAUCACGAUGCUACUUUUUUUUCUUCGUUUGUUUGCGUUGUUGUUGCUGCUGCUGCUGCUUGCUUGUUUGCUUGCUUUUUCGACCCGCUUUUGUGUGGUUUCUUGCAGCAUCUUCGCGCAUUGGACUUGGCGAUGUUAUUCCUUUUCAUUAUCGCGUUGGACACUGGGAAGUUGCCCACGAAUUUCCCGGACCCGGAGUUGAACGAGGCCGCGGACUCGAUUCUGGUCACGAUCUUCGCGUUCGUCCUCCGUCAGCGGGGGGAGUCUAGUCCGUAUCUCGGCGAAAUCUCUGGGCAUUUCUUUUGCUUGAGUGAGAUUUGCGACCGUUUUCAUUUGGGGGCAUCUGGUGUCGCCGGACCGGGGAAGAUUUUUACGACUCUCGAAGGCAGUCAGUCAGUCAGUCAUUUGGGUGGGUAUUCGGAAAUGAUGGGUUUUAUUUCCUUGAUGGAUCUUAUCAUUCGUGUUUCGCGGGAUAAGCGUGAAGAUCAAUCGAUCUUGUGUACUGGUGAAUCUGGUGCCGGCAAGACCGAGAACACGAAGAAGGUCAUUCAAUACUUGGCUUUCGUUGCAGCAUCAAAACCCAAGUCUCACUCGUCAGCCACACACUCGGGAGACGAGGAGAACUUCUCUGGGUCCGGACUGUGGAUGAAAUGUGGUUUGGACCCUGGAGGAUUUUGGUCGCCCGGAAAUGAAACCCGCCAGAUUUGCCCCAAACCGCGUCGUUUUCUCGAUGCCCACGUCGGCGAUGGUUUUAACGAAACUGAGGGCUAUGCCAAGGCAGACGAGUGGCCAACUGUCACCAUGGCUUUUGUACUGGACCCCCCGUACGUCAAAGACAUACGCCAGCGUUUGGAAUUAUUUCUGAGGAAUCUCAACUAUCCAACGAGAAAAAUAACCCUACAAUUCAUAACAUUCACCGAUGAUCCGGAAGCAGUAAAAGAAGCUAGAAAACUUGGCAAAAAGCUCUUCAAACCCUUGGGUUACAAAGCUGUCGAACGAAGACAAUCCUUUCAGAACAGACUUCUACUUUUUUGUCGACCAUCAAGUGCUGCUGCGAAAUCCACAAACGUUGAUUCAUCUCGUCGAACAAAACAGAGCUAUUAUUGCGCCCAUGCUGACGGUAUCAAACGAAUCUUCGUUUGUAAUUGUUUUCAAAUCGUUUGCGUCAUGGUUGCCAGUUCAGAAGCGUUUCGAAAAGAAAUUGGAAGGAAAAGUAAUUUGAAAACUCAAGAGGAGUUCAAAGGUGUUUGGAGUGUUCCAUGUGCAUCAGGCGCAAUUUUACUAAAUGUUGACAAAACCAGCCUGAAUUCCAGGGCCAGUAUCAUCAGGAGGUAUUCUUUGCCUGGCGGGGACAUGAAACUUGGAGCCAUUUGUUCCAGCUGGGAGAAUCAAUAA